AAGACAAUUCUUACGUGGAGUGGAUCCGAAGCGCUCGUUCGCUCACGAAUCACUGGUUUUUCGUGAUCGCUUCUACGUCUCUGAAAUUUCCCAAUAAAUUUUCCCAGUCUCCCCUGCAAUCCCUUCUGCAACUUUGAAGUUUAAGCACUGGUGUUUCCUCAAUCGCUAUGGGCCAAGUUCUUGAAAAAUUUAAAGGUAAAGAAUGGAAACAGAAGCAGAUACGAAAGAUAACAGACAAGGUGUUUGAUCGAUUCAAGAAUGAAACGGGCAGAGUUAAUUUGACGUUUGAAGAUCUUUAUAUUGCUGUGCUGCUUAUUUUCAAUGAUAUCAAUAAGCGUUUGCCUGGGCCGCACUUUGACCCUCCUUCAAAGGAACAAGUUAGGGAAAUGAUGCAGAGACAUGAUCUCAAUCUCGAUGGAGAACUCAACCGCGAGGAGUUUGUGGCCUUCAUCUCGCAACUAACUAAAGACACCUUCAUCACCGUCAGUCAAGGACUGAUCAUCACUCUGGCCGUGGCCCCCACGCUAGCUCUGCUGACAAAGAGGACGACAGAAGGAGUACCCGUUGUCGGGAAGGUGGUGGAGAAGUUGCCCAGUUCCAUCUACGCCUCCCUCGUCACCCUCACCAUCGUGCUCGUCCAGCAAGCUGCCGAGGCGAAGCAGUAAAAGGGUUUCUCUGCAUUGUAAAUAAAUAUUGCUAGUUUGCUACAUAGUUUAAUUUCUUUUCAAUAACAUGCCAGUAGACUUGACUGUACAUGGACUUAGACACAGCUAUUCUGGCUUUGAGAUGCAAGGUUUCUGGUUUCAUUGUGCAUAUAUUUUAUAUGCUUUCAAUUCUGAAUUACAACUUCGAAACUUCUAAUU
Messenger RNA from Ipomoea triloba (trilobed morning glory), 863 nucleotides. RefSeq lists its product as uncharacterized. The record is from RefSeq and is a predicted model, not a curated record. Gene Ontology annotation, molecular function: calcium ion binding. Lineage: Eukaryota; Viridiplantae; Streptophyta; Magnoliopsida; Solanales; Convolvulaceae. The coding region runs from base 168 to 665 and encodes 165 amino acids. The transcript has 4 exons.